This is a messenger RNA of Dendrobium catenatum, 1191 nucleotides long. RefSeq names its product aspartyl protease family protein At5g10770-like. The record is from RefSeq and is a predicted model, not a curated record. The coding region runs from base 1 to 1191 and encodes 396 amino acids. NCBI's taxonomy places the organism in Eukaryota, Viridiplantae, Streptophyta, Magnoliopsida, Asparagales, Orchidaceae. The transcript has a single exon. Gene Ontology annotation, molecular function: aspartic-type endopeptidase activity. Gene Ontology annotation, biological process: proteolysis.
AUGUGCUCGUCGUGGAAACACCAAGGAAAUCCGUCACCUGUGAAGCUCUUUCGUCAGGACCAAGCUCGCGUAGACUACAUCCAACGCCGAGCAUCCAAUGCCACCACCCUCCAAAAUCCUAUUGGCGACUCUCUUUUGGCAAAAGUUCCGACAAUCAUCGAUUAUGAUAUUAGUGCCUAUAGCUAUAUCGUCAACAUAGGAUUAGGCACUCCUACUAAGUUCUUCUCACUUUUGCUUGACACAGGUAGCGAACUCACUUGGACCCAAUGUGUCCCUUGCGUUAACUGUUAUUACCAAAAAAACCCAUUUUUUGACCCAACACAGUCCUCCACCUUCACGAACAUCCCAUGCAACUCCAACUAUUGUACCCAACUUCCUCGAUUUGAUUGCUCCUCUACCUUCACCUGCCUAUACGAGCAAAUAUAUUUUGACUAUUCUAAAACUAAUGGUUCCUUCGUUAAUGACACUUUACAAUUAUCUAAUGAUAUUAUUUACGAGUUCCUCUUUGGCUGUGGACAUAAUAAUGCUGGAACUUUUGGACAUGCAGAUGGGUUAUUAGGCCUUGGACGGGGUGCUGCUUCAAUUAUUUACCAGACAGCUCAAUCAUAUAACAAAAUAUUCUCAUAUUGUCUACCAUCAGGGCCCAAUAAAAUUGGAUAUCUUGAACUAGGUAGCUCAGUACUUGGUGUGAAGUAUACAUCGAUGCUAACCAACCCAGAACUUCCAUCCUUCUACUUCCUCAAUCUCACUGCCAUUUUAGUUGGCGGUGAAAGGAUUGACCUUCCACCUAAUGUAUUUAGUGGACCUAGAACUAUGUUGGACACUGGCACAAUAUUUGGCCACUUGCCACCCACUGUCUACUCCGCCCUCCGCAGCAUUUUUCGAAAAGAAAUGAGCUAUUAUCCGAUGGCCCCGCCAAUAUUCAAUCUUGACACAUGCUAUGACUUCACUAACUACACAGAUGUGGUGGUGCCAGAGAUUUCCUUGAUCUAUAAUGGCGAAGUGACGACUGACUUAGAUUUCUUAGGGAUAUUAUACUUUUUUAGUAAAUCUCAAGCCUGCUUAUCCUUCGUUUCAAAUAAGGAUGAUAGUACGAUUGUGAUCAUCGGUAAUAUGCAACAACGUAGAUUAAAUGUAGUCAUUGAUGUGGGGAACUUACAAAUUGGAUUUGGGGCUAACGGUUGUACCUAG